This is a messenger RNA of Gryllus bimaculatus (two-spotted cricket), 1295 nucleotides long. The record is from the annotation of a GenBank genome assembly. NCBI's taxonomy places the organism in Eukaryota, Metazoa, Arthropoda, Insecta, Orthoptera, Gryllidae.
AUGGUGACAUUAGGACUGGCCAUGUGGCGAGGGGUGGACGAGGGGUCGGCGGUGACAGCAGAGAGGCCUCCGUGGUGGGAGGUGUCGGUGGAGGCAUGCCCUCGGAAAUCUAUGAUUACUGUUAUUUCAUCAUCACACCCUGCAGUAACUCAAGAUCAGGUGCGGGUGUCUAUUGAUCUUUCAAUGUCGCCGCUGUCUCUGUUGGUAAUGACUGACACAACUGCGGUGACAGCAGCAACACAAAGUGUGGUUGUGGAAGCGCCACGGGCUGGAGUGAUUGCUGUGCCGGAGAAUCCACAGGCGACAGCCAUUGCUGAUGGAGUUAUUGUUGGUGUUGUAGUUGCUGCUGAUGCUGUGCCGCCACAUGGUAGGAGAUGUAACAAUAAUCUAAUGUCAUCAGCCACUAAACAAAAUCAUAGUAUAGCUUACAAACGCACCACGACGACGAACUCGCGUACGGACCGCCGCGGUUUCUCAGUGCAGAUAGUUGGCUCCAGUCUACUUGAGUGCAUCUUUGCGGCGUCGCGGCGCAGGCGCGCGGGGCGGCGCUGGGUUCGAAGCGCUGGCGGUGACGACGGGGCCGCGGGUGGCGGCGGCGUCGCCUGCGUCGCGUCGUGCGCCAGUCGGGCCCGGGCGGCCGCGGCACUCGGGCCGAGGAACGAGGGGGUUGCAUCAUUUGUGGCGUUGCUGGCGAGGGCGAAGUGUCCUUCUUGGCAGCACCGCAUUGACGUACGCUCCUGCGGCUCUGGGUCCUGUGUUCAUGGUGAAAGGUGUGGCUGAGAAUGCUGUGUUUCAAAGUGACAGUGAAAUGAAGACUCCGAUGAGGACAUUGCACCACUGAGCAACGUUGUGGAGAUGGAAGUUUUAACUUCGCAGCUCUCAACAAGUUAUUCAUUUGAUGAACAUCCUUCGCCCUUUUCAGUUCCCGUCCCAAUUAUCAGUACCUCAGCAUUCUCCACUUCCGUCCUCCUCCACCACUCCGCUGCUGCUAGGUCCAACACACCCUCCUCUUCCACCAUACACAUAUGUACUCCCAGAACCAUUCGGUCGAUCAACAGGAAAGCAUAACUAAACGACACUUCCUUCUGGAUUUAAAACUGAAGGACAGUAAUUUAAAGGCGGCAGAAAUGUAAAAGAGUUUGUAAUUAACUGACAAGCAGCAUUAAGAGAGAAUGUAAUAUAUAAAAAUAGAAAAAAACAUGAAAGAAAAAUUAUAAAUUUAUAAUUAGAAAUCAAGGUUGUAGAGUUAGCUCACAGAAAAUAUGAGUUAGAAAUUUUAAAAAACAUACAAAUUA